Messenger RNA from Esox lucius (northern pike), 5054 nucleotides. RefSeq names its product ArfGAP with GTPase domain, ankyrin repeat and PH domain 2 (gene agap2). Gene Ontology annotation, molecular function: protein binding; GTP binding; GTPase activator activity. The record is from RefSeq and is a predicted model, not a curated record. The transcript has 18 exons. The coding region runs from base 1432 to 4938 and encodes 1168 amino acids. Gene Ontology annotation, cellular component: nucleus. Lineage: Eukaryota; Metazoa; Chordata; Actinopteri; Esociformes; Esocidae.
CCCUCUCCCUGUCCUGUUCUCUCCCUCAGCUUCUCAGCAUCUCUCGGCCAGGUACAGCGUCCCUAUGUUUUACCACCAGUCGUUUCCUUCAUGCCUCGUCGCCUCCCCCCGUAUGACUGGGAAAAAGAGAGAGACGAGAGAAGAGAAAGGGGCGACGAGGGAGGGGGAGAGGCAUUACAGAGCAGAGAUAGCGCGUGGUCUGCAUGCUGAGAGGGAAAGAGACAGAGAAAGGAGUGCAGGAGAGAGGGCUAGCAGAGAAACAAGGUUGUCCUUCGCUGUUUGGUUUGACGAGUGGGAGGGACUCAGGAGAUUUCCCUCCGUAUCCAUCCUAUCCGGGAACCAGCUGUGCGACUGGAUUUCGGGGCCACGUCGAACCUGCUGUGUCUGUAUAUCAGGGAGAUUCAGAGUCAGGGACAUGAGCGUUCAGCGAAGAGGCUCGGCUGAGACUCACGGACGACUGCUGGCUUUAUUGACAGGCUGUGCCUGACACGCACAGGGGACGCUGGAACUGGCCGCGAGAAGCGCGAUGGUGUCCGGGCGCUCUGACUCCGUCACACGUCUCCGUACUGCUGCCUAGGAUGGCAUCCAGUUUGCUUUUUCUUUCUGAUCCAACGUCAAACUUAAUCUAUGGCGUCAGAAUAGUGCCAAUUCUGUCUUGUCUUGCUAUGACCACAGCCUUUCUCAAUGCAGACGCUCCUGGCAGAACACAUGGCUGGGAAAUGUAUGGGCUGCACUGAACUGCUGCGGGGAUAUUUUAUGAAACCUUGCAGAGUUCUUUUUUCAGCAUGGAAGUAUUCAAAUGCCUGACAUUUUCCUGACACAGUUUCAGUGAAAUGGGAAAAAUUGUGACUUGGAGCGUAUUUUUUUCCUUCUAAUAUGCUUUUUUAAAAUAGAAUACGGGACAUAAGUUCAACCCCAUUGUAGGAGCGGCAACACAACACAAAUAAGGUCAAGUGAAUAAUUGAAGCCACACCUAUUCAUACAGCUGCUAACCAUAACCAUACUUUUACUAUACAAUCUUUUUUACAUGUUAUGUUUUUGGCUAACACCACCCGGAGCACAACUAGAUUUCAGCAUCUUCUGACGUUUGUGUGCUGAAAACAGUAUUGUUCUACGUUACAAGAAAAUGUAUGGACGAUUACGUGAAGUACUGACAAUGGCUGACUGGAAUCUUAAAUCUAGGAACAGAGAAGAGAGUGACUAGGGUGAAGUGAAGGAAUAGAUUUACUGGAGAGUGAGUAUAGCAGUUCGUUUCUAAUUCCCCUGAGGGAUACUUCAUCUCUGUCUCUUCAGGCUGCCCUCCCCGUCUUAGUUUGCUCUCACAUGCUGUCACAUUCUUUUUAAGGACCAGGAUUUUAAAGCUCGUCAUCGGACGGUAUUAGCUCUUUCCGUAUCUUUCCGUCUAAGGUGUGUCUCCUCAAGUCUGAUCACAUGAGCCGCGCCGACACGCUGCAACAGCGCACCACCUACCUCAUCUCCCUCACCUUGGUCAAGGUAGAGGCUGUGGGAGAACAUGGAGAGGAACCGACCAGCGCUGUCCCCCCGGGGAGGGAGGCCGCCAAGGGUACCCGGGUGGAGGUGGGACCUCUCCGCAGUCCUCGGGAGAACCAGGCAGAUGUCGCUGUCCAAAAGUGUGGAAAAAGUAGUGAACUCAAGGAGGAGGCCAGAUUACCCAGUAGCCCCUUGAGAGACCAACCACCGGUUGUGGGUGUUGCUCCUGGCAUAGAAAGUGGCAAGCUACUAGAGGGAGAAGGUGUUAUUAUCUCCUCCACUGUUGAUAUUGAGAAGGCUGAAACUUUCCUUGGUGGAGAGGAUGGGGACAGAGGCCAGGUGACAACAGUGACUUCACCACAGACCACCUUGACUUCACCGCUGACUGGUCAGCGUCCGGGGUCCCUGCUGAAAGCCCACAACCCAGUGGCCAGCCGCCGGGAACCAGGCGGGGCUGGACGGAGCCCCACAUCAGCCCAGAGCCUGGACCGCAGAGACAGCCGAGCGCAAAACCGUUCCCCCGGUCCGUGUCGGGCCUCCUGGGCUGAGGGUGGCGAGGGUCGGGCCAGAUCUCAGGGCCAGGGAUUAGGGGAUGGGGAUGGCAAUAGAGCAGGGGAGCGAGAGAGCGUGACUGGCGAAGCAAAGGGAAGGAAAGCGAUGGUUGCAAACCGGGACAAUCCCAGGAUGGAAAGACUGAAAAAGGGAUCUGCUUCACUACCCACCCCUGGAUCACUUGCCCCCAAGCCCCCACGCAGGGGUCAAAGCUGCACCCUGGACGACUGUGAUCCCUACAGCCAGGCAGAGGAGCUCAGUGCGGCCCGAGAGGGCAACCAAACACAGCCCUGUCCCCAGAACCAGCAGGGACAGAAGGGCUCAGCUCGAGACCGUAAGAUGCUCAGGUUUAUCAGUGGGAUCUUCACCAAGAGCAGCAGCCCUGUCUCUGUCUCGUCCAACACUUCGUCCACUGCAACUGUACUUCCCCCUGUCUGCAAUAUACAGAGAGAGUCCAGUGAAGAGGAUGCAGCUUGUGCAAACAGUCAAGAGUGGACCCUGAGCCGAUCCAUCCCAGAACUCCGUGUGGGGGUGCUGGGAAGUCUUCGAAGUGGCAGGUCAGCGCUGGUAAAUAGAUACAUUACAGGCAGUUAUCUUCCGCUAGAGAAGAUUGAGGGAGGGAGGUAUAAGAAGGAGAUAUUAGUAGAAGGACAAAGUCAUUUACUACUCAUUAGGGAGGAGGCUGCACAUCCUGAUGCACAGUUCAGCAGCUGGGUGGAUGCUGUGGUCCUCGUGUUCAGUCUGGAGAAUGAAGCCAGCUUCCAGGAGGUGUACCAGCUCUACAGCGAGCUCACAGCUCACCGCAGCGCUGCAGCCGACCUCCCGCUGAUAGUGGUUGGGACACAGGAUAAGAUCAGCAAUUCCAACCCCCGUGUGAUUGAAGACCAGCGUGCCCGGCAGCUGUGCGUCGAUGUACGACACUGUGUGUUUUACGAGACUUGCGCCACCUACGGGCUCAACGUGGACCGGGUCUUUCAGGAGGCUGCCCAGAAGAUUGUCAUACAGAAGAAGCAGUCGGUGCUGCUGGCCUCUUGCAAAUCUCUCCCUAACUCGCCCAGUCACUCUGGGGGCCCCACAUCUGGCUCGGCGUCCUUCCCUGGACAGACCAGUAAUGGAGGACUGAACAGUGGCUACCCCUCCUCCCUGCCCUCCACCCCCGUGAUCAGCCACAGAGAGCUAAGGGCCGGGGCAGGGGAGGGGGGCGGCAGUGUCCCCACCCCCGGGUCCAUGAGAAACGUCCCUCAGCGACGGACUUCUCUGUUUAAGAACCGUCGAGGCAGUGGCAGUGAAAAGACGUCUGACCCUAAAGGCGACGUGGGCAGUGGCCGGGCCAUCGCUGUGAAACAGGGUAUCCUAUGGAAGCGGAGUGGCAGCUCACUGAACAAAGAGUGGAAGAAAAAGUAUGUCACUCUGUCCAACAAUGGCGUCCUGGCGUAUUACUCCAGCUUCAAUGACUACAGGCAAGAUGUCCACGCCAAAGAGAUUGACCUAUUACGUGUCACAGUGAAGGUUCCGGGGAAACGCCCACCAAGGGCUGUGCCCCCUUGUGGACCCUCACCUGGGCUCAACAGUGUGGUCAAAGACUCUCUGCCCACAGAGAAUUCCCUGCUGUUGCCCCCUGGCCUGGUGCCUGUUGAAGAACAGGCUGGUGCUCUGUCUCCCCACGGGGAAACCGGGGUGAGACGCUGUCCCUCAACGCUGUCCAGCAAGUCACACAGCGCUGAUGCUAUUGAAGGACCAACCAGUUCGCCGUUUGGAAAAGACGGCCAGUCCUCUCCGAUGACAGACAGAAAGAAGAAAGCUAGGAAGAAGAGCAUGAACCAGAGAGGUGACGCAGCCAUUGGGCAGGCUGAAGCCAAGCGUAGAAUGUGGAAAUUAAAAAGCUUUGGUAGCCUGAGAAACAUUAACAAGACAGAUGAGGAGAACACUGAUUUCAUCAUCGUUUCGAGCACGGGGCAGACGUGGCACUUUGAGGCCCAGAGUUUGGAGGAGAGAGAUGCCUGGGUGGCAGCCAUUGAGAACCAGAUCCUGGCCAGCCUGCAGUCCUGCGAGAGUCUGAGGAACAAGGCCCGGAGGAGCAGCCAGAGUGAGGCUGUAGCAAUACAGGCCAUCCGCAACGCCAAGGGCAACAACCUCUGUGUGGACUGUGAAGCACCAAACCCCACGUGGGCCAGUCUAAACCUGGGGGCGUUAAUCUGCAUUGAGUGCUCAGGGAUCCACCGCAACCUAGGCACGCACCUUUCCCGUGUUCGCUCCCUGGACCUGGAUGACUGGACUCGGGAGCUCACCCAGGUUCUGACCGCCAUCGGCAACCACCUGGCCAAUAGCAUCUGGGAGAGUAACACUCAGGGCAGACAAAAACCCGCCCCCAAUGCCACACGAGAGGAGAGAGAAUCAUGGAUCCGUGCCAAAUAUGAGCAGAGGGUAUUUGUGGCACCCCUGUCUCCCAAAAGGGGCGCAGGUCCGGGGGACACUUCUAUGCCUGAGCUCCUGCUGUCGGCAGUUACAGAAAGGGACUUGCCCGGACUCCUACUACUUCUGGCCCACAGCAACAAGGACCAAAUGAACACAGCUUUGCCCAGCGGAGGCACCUCCCAGUCACAUCAGCACACUGCCCUGCAUGCUGCCUGUCAGCUGGGGGAUGUGGUCAUGACACAGCUGCUUGUCUGGUACGGAAGUGAUGUUAACGCCAGAGAUCCCCAAGGCCAGACAGCCCUGAGCCUGGCCAGGAAGACCGGAAGCAAGGAGUGUGCUGACAUCCUGUUGCAACAUGGUUGCCCUAAUGAGGCCUCCCCUGUCUCCCCCAUUGGUUCCACACUUGGUCUCCCCCGUAGAUCUAGCACUGCCAGCCUUAGCAGCCUGGGUCGUACCAACUCAAGGAAAAGGGUUUCAUAGCAUUAAGAGGACCUAGUACACACAUAAGGGCUGUUGUAGGAAAAAACAUGACAUUAUCAAAAGCAGGGCGUCGUUAGGCCUGGGCGUCCGGGGCUAUAGCCCCGGAUCUUUUAUGA